GCCGGGCUGUGAGGAGCGGCCUCGCGCCGCCCCGCGCCAUCUUGGGCCCGCGCCGGGGGCAGCGCUCCCCCUCCCUCUGCAAGAUGGCGGCGGCCGAGUGAGUGACAUGCCCGGUCACGUGGGCGCGGAGCCCCUCUCCCCCCGCGUUACACGCUCUCCAUGGCUCAGCCGGACACACGGGCGGCGGCGGCGACGGACGGACGGACGGAUGGAGCCGCGGCGGGAGCGGGGCCGCGGCGGAGCGCGGCGCCUUCUUUGUCUGCGGCCUCGGCAAGGCGAGCGCCUUCCCCUCCCCGACCCUUCAGCGCCCUCGAUAGAGGGCUCGGCUUCUUCUUCCCUGCCAGGAGAGGCGGCAAGGGCUCCUCGCUGGGGCGGCCGGGGCGGGGGUCCUUCCGCGGCCCUUUCGCCCCCGCCGGCGACACAGCGCGACCUCGGACGAGCGGAGCUGGCUCUGGCGCGCCCCGGCCCGUGGCCGCCGGCUCUGCGGGCAGCGGGCGGGACGGCCCCGCGGGACGGCGGGAGGUCAGGGCGGGCCGGUGGCCGCCGCCUCUCCGCCCCGCACCCCCUUCCUCCGCGGCUGCCCGGGCCGGGCCGGUGGGGCCGCGCUGCGGGGAGGGGCGGCGCGGGCAGGACCUGCGCCUCGCCGGCCCCGCGGGGGUGGGCAAGGGGGGCGGCUGGGGGGAUCGGGGGGUGGAAGGUGUCUGUCUGCUGCGUUUCUGUUCCCCCCCCCCCCCCCCGUUUCUCUCCUUUCUUCCCUCCCUCCUUCCCCUCCCCGCCCCAUCUGUUACAGGCUUGCGGAACUGUAGCUGUUUGAAAUUAAACGUGAUCUUUACUGUACCAGCUGGGGUCUGUAAUGUAUCUGAUAAAUGAAGCUCUUCCCGUCGGUUUCAGGUCAUGCAAGGAAAAGGGCAAAGCUGGGGAGGGAGCUGGGCGGGGUUUCCCUUUGCUUUUCACAGUCAGGCGAGAGGAGUCUGGUUGAUGUCUGCAACAGAUAAAGGAGACGAAGAUCAUCGAAAGACCCUAGAGCCCUUUUGUCUUUCUGCUGUUUUUCCCUCUAAUUUCACGUAUCGCUGCUGUGUUGUCUGCCUGCUUGUUUCCCCCUUCAGAAGGGGUCGGGAGCACCAGGGCCCUGGCUGAGGUAGUAGUUUGUGCUGUUGGUCGGGUUGUGACAUUGCCCGCUGUGGAGAUAACUGCGCAAGCUACUGCCUUGCUAGUGCUGGUGAUGAUCAGCUGCAGAUGAAGACAAUGACAAUGGGAAUCCCCUUUGUUUUCCGAGGUUGCAUGCUGCUGAGGUGGCAACAAUUCCUUCUCCUAGUUCUGCAGGAGGAAUCUAGCCUUGGCCACAGAGACGAGUAGUGGUGUUUGACCGCAUCAGUAGGAUGCCACUUCUCUCACAGAGCUGGAUGAAAAACCAUUACUUUCACGCUGGCUGGAGGGCACCUGAAUUUCGGCUGAAGAGCAAGUGUCUGCAUUUCUUCUCAGACCUUAUUAUUCACAUGACAUCCUUGAAAGAGGUGGAUUUUCUGUUUUGUGAAGAUGGAAAUCAGUGACAGACUUGUAUUUUGUAUGUUCUAAUAUGCAAAACUUGUUUGUGUAGUAUUAAGUGCUUUUGUCUGAAUAGUAAAAAGUCUUGAAUAUUUAUCUAAGAAAAGCAAAAAUAUGUACUUACCACUUUCCUACACUGGUAAGAGUCCUUUUCGGUAUAGUUGCCAUUGUACUGCUUCGUGCUAACAGUUUUUUAGGUGAACUUCUGAGAUACCUUUCCUGUAUGUUUUGACUUACUGUGAAAAGCAAACCCAUGAAUUUGCUAUUGUGAAUUAACUGAAACUGCUAGUAUAUUUAUAGUGAUGGCUAAAGGUAUCUUUCAUAUGAAUUUUAAUGUGUUGAUCGUUAUUAUAAUGGCUUAAACUUGGAAUAUAUUAAAAUGUUUACAAUAAAUGUGCACAACUGUCUGCUAUGUUUUUAAAAAUGAAAGUUAAUUUUUCAGUCUUUAUAAGACCUAUGAACAGGUUGUGGUUAAUCUGUUGAGUUUAUACUGAAAGUUAAAGCUCUAGCUAAACACUUGAAAUUAAGUUUGUACCUUAGUAGUGCUUCUAAUUCACAGUUCUUAUGUAUUUAUAAUAUCGGGAAGAACAUGGUGAUGUUUAACUGUCUCUUAAUUUUUUUAACUCUGCGUGUUUAGAAGACAUGCAGAGGUUGCUCUUGUACGUCUGCUGAAUGUAAAGUGCCUUGCAGAACACAGAGAAGUUUAAUCUGAUGAUGCUUCAUUUCUGCCCUGUGCAGUGCGUUAUUCUGGUGAUUCAAACUCUGUCAUAAACUAAACUUUUUAAAAGCUAGGUGUUCUCAUGUUCACUAAUAAACUAACACAUUUAGUA
Chiroxiphia lanceolata (lance-tailed manakin) is the source of this 2375-nucleotide messenger RNA. RefSeq names its product translation initiation factor IF-2-like. Bases 107 to 814 code for a protein of 235 amino acids. The record is from RefSeq and is a predicted model, not a curated record. Lineage: Eukaryota; Metazoa; Chordata; Aves; Passeriformes; Pipridae. The transcript has a single exon.